UUCCUGAUUUUAUAUAGAGCUCAGUGGAUCACUGAUGUCUGUGUCAAAUAUUUUACGGCGUGACCAGUGGCCGGGAUACAGAGCUUUGUGAAAGAGCGCUUGAGCUUCCUUUUUUUCCAGUUCCAGUUUCUGUAACAUCAUUCAAGUGUCCUGAUUCUUUUCACCCGUUAUAAUGAACUCAGAGUCCACACGGCCCUCUUUAGGAAAAUCUCCACAGACUCCUGCUGCUGCUGCUGCCUCAAAGGUGUACCACUGCUCAGAUUGUGGGAAAAGUUUUAUGAAGAGUCGCCAAUUAAAAUAUCACCAGUGUAUCCAUAUCAGAGAGAAGCCAUAUCACUGUGGACAGUGUGGGAGGAGUUUUACUUCAAAGAGUACUCUCCAACAGCAUGAGCGUAUUCACACAGGAGAGAAGCCGUAUCACUGUGGACAGUGUGGGAGGAAUUUUACUCAGCAGAGUACUCUCCAACAGCAUGAGCGCAUCCACACAGGAGAGAAGCCGUAUCAUUGUGGACAGUGUGGGAGGAGUUUUGCUUGUCAGAGUACUCUCCACCAGCAUGAGCGCAUCCACACAGGAGAGAAGCCGUAUCACUGUGGACAGUGUGGGAGGAGUUUUACUUCUCAGAGUUAUCUCCAACAGCACCAGCGGAUCCACACAGGAGAGAACUUGGAUCAUUGUGGACAGUGUGGGAAGAGUUUUACUUCCAAGACUACUCUCCAACUGCAUGAGCUUAUCCACACAGGAGAGAAGCCAUAUCACUGUGGACAGUGUGGGAAGAGUUUUCGUCGUUGGAGUCAUCUCCACGAUCAUGAGCGUAUCCAUACAGGAGAGAAGCCGUACCAUUGUGGACAGUGUGGUAAGAGUUUUACUUCUAAGAGUAAUCUCCAACAGCAUGAGCGUGUCCACACAGGACAGAAGCCAUAUUGCUGUGGACAAUGUGGGAAGAGUUUUACUUCUAAGAGUCAUCUCCAACGGCAUGAGCGUAUCCACACAGGAGAGAAGCCGUAUCGCUGUGGACAGUGUGGAAAGGGUUUUACUUGUUGGAGUCAUCUCCAUUAUCAUGAGCGUAUCCAUACAGGAGAGAAACCGUAUCAUUGUGGACAGUGUGGUAAGGGUUUUACUUGUCGGAGUAAUCUCCAACAGCAUGAGCGUGUCCACACAGGCGAGAAGCCAUAUUACUGUGGACUGUGUUGGAAGAGUUUUACUUGUCGGAGUCAUCUCCAACUGCAUGAGCGUGUCCACACAGGAGAGAAGCCGUAUUGCUGUGGACAGUGUGGGAAGAGUUUUGCUCGUCAGGGUAGUCUCCAACGGCAUGAACGUAUCCACACGGGAGAGAAGCCGUAUCGUUGUGGACAGUGUGGGAAGAGUUUUGUUUGUCGGAGUAGCGUCCAACGACAUGAACGUGUCCACACAGGAGAGAAGCUGUAUCAUUGUGGACAGUGUGGGAAGAGUUUUCGUCACCUAACUCAUCUCAAAAAUCACCAGCGUAUCCACACAGGAGAGAAGCCAUAUUACUGUGGACAGUGUGGGAAGAGUUUUACUCGACGGAGUACUCUCCAACAGCACAGGCACAUCCACACAAGAGAGAAGCCAUAUCACUGUGGACAGUGUGGGAAGAGUUUUACUCAGCAGAGUACUCUCCAACAGCACGAGCGCAUCCACACAGGAGAGAAGCCGUAUCACUGUGGAGAGUGUGGGAAGAGUUUUGCUUGUCAGGGUACUCUCCACCGGCAUGAGCGUAUCCACACAGGAGAGAAGCCGUUUUGCUGUGGACAGUGUGGGAAGAGUUUUGCUCGUCAGGGUAAUCUCCAACGGCAUGAACGUAUCCACACAGGAGAGAAGCCGUAUCAUUGUGAACAGUGUGGGAAGAGUUUUGCUUCUCAGAGUCAUCUCCAACAGCACCAGCGGAUCCAUACAGGAGAGAAGUUGGAUCACUGUGGACAGUGUGGGAAGAUUUUUACUUCAAAGAGUAAUCUCCAACGGCAUGAGCGUAUCCACACAGGAGAGAAGCCAUAUCGCUGUGGACAGUGUGGGAAGGGUUUUACUUGUUUGAGUCAUCUCCACUAUCAUGAGCAUAUCCAUACAGGAGAGAAACCGUAUCACUGUGGACAGUGUGGUAAGGGCUUUACUUGUCAGGGUAAUCUCCAACAGCAUGAGCGUGUCCACACAGGCGAGAAGCCAUAUUACUGUGGACUGUGUUGGAAGAGUUUUACUUGUCGGCGUCAUCUCCAACUGCAUGAGCGUGUCCACACAGGAGAGAAGCCGUAUCACUGUGGAGAGUGUGGGAAGAGUUUUGCUUGUCAGAGUACUCUCCACAGGCAUGAGCGUAUCCACACAGGAGAGAAGCCGUAUUGCUGUGGACAGUGUGGGAAGAGUUUUGCUCGUCAGGGUAGUCUCCAACGGCAUGAACGUAUCCACACAGGAGAGAAACCGUAUUGUUGUGGACAGUGUGCGAAGAGUUUUCGUCACCCAAGUGCCUUCCACAGCCACCUGCAGAUUCAUAAAGAACAGAAGCCCUAUCAGUGUGGACAAUGUGGAGGGAGCUUUAUUCAUUCAAGAUUGUUUCGGAAACACAAGUGCCCCAACAAUAAAACCAACAGCUCUUGACAUAAAUUUCUGUUUUUAUAUUCCUUUUUUUUAAAUGGCAAUCGGAAAUUUUAGCUAAAACUCUGGCCAUCCAUUAUUGUUUUCAAGAUUCAAUGAUUUGUGUUUUCAUGAAAGACCUUUAACCUCCUAGGGCUUAGCGGUCACAUGCAUGGACAGCACUUUAUGGAAAUUCGGAACAAGAAUCCACGUAUGUGGACAUACUUUUUCUCUAAAAGUACAUCUUAUCAAAAGAUGAUGCUUAGUUUUUAUUCUAAUCAGGUUCUAAUAAGCCCAAAUAGCAAAGAGAAAUAAAAAAUGCAUGUAAAAAAACAGCUUGGGCCUUAGGAGGUUAAAAAUGUUUUCCCAUGAUGAAUAGAUCAAGAAAUUCGAUGAAUACACUGCUGAGACAUGAGUAUUUGAAGUAGUCAGAUUUAACUUUUCUUAAAGUCAGAAAUGAAGAAAUCUGCUUGGGUAGUUUACAAACCCAAUUCCAAAAAUUUGGGACAACAUGUGUAAAACGUAAAUAACAAAAUAUGAUGAUUUUUUACAAAUCAUGGAAAACUUAUAUUUUAUUGAAAAUAAUACAAGGACACAUUUCAGAAAAGUUGGGAUGGGGCAAGAAAAGACUGAAAAAUGUUGUGUAAUGCUUUAAAAAAACCUAAUUCAGUUAAUUGGCAACGGGUCAGUGACAUGGCUGGGUAUAAAAAGAGCAUCACAGAGAGGCGGAGUCUCUCAAAAGUAAAGAUAAGGAGGGGUUCACCAUUCUAUGAAAGACUGUGAGCAAGCAGUGCAAGAAUUUAAGAAUAACGUUCCUCAACAUAAAAUUGCAAAGGAUUUGUGGAUCACAUCAUCUGUGGUCCAUAAUAUCAUUAAAACAGUCACAGAAUCUGCAGAAAUCUCUGUAUGCAAGACAAAGCUGAAAACUGACCUUGGAUGCCUGUGAUCUUCAGGCCCUCAGGCGACACUGCAUUAAAAGCAGACACGUGUCUGUGGUGGAAAUCACUGUAUGGGCUCAGGAACACUUCAGAAAACCAUAAUCUGUGACAACAGUUCAUUACUGCAUCCACAAAUGCAAAUCAAAACCGGUUAUAAACAAUAUCCAGAAACACCGCCACCUUUUCUGGGCCUGAGCUCUUUUACGAUGGACUGAGGCGAAGUGGAAAAUUGUCCCAAGGUCUGACGAAUCAAAAGUAGAAAUUCUUUUUAAAAAUCAUGGACACCACAUCCUUCAGGUUAAAAAGGAGAGGGACCAUCCAGCUUAUCAGUGCAUAGUUCAAAAGCCAGCAUCUGUGAUGGUAUGCGUUAGUGCACAUGACAUGGGUAGCUUGUACAUCUGGGAAGGCAUCAUUAAUGCUGAAUGAUAUCCACAUGUUUCAGAGCAAUAUGCUGCCAUCCAGACAAAACCUUUUUCAGGGAAGGCUUUCCUUCUUUCUGCAAGAUGAUGCCAAACUGCUUUCUGCACAUACUUAAACCGCAUGGCUCCAUAGUAAAAGGGUCUGGGUGCUAAACUGGCUUGCCUGCAGUCCAGACCUGGCUCCCGUUUAAAACUUUUGGUGCAUUACAAUGUUCAAAAUACAACAAAGGAGACCCCAAAGUGUUGAGCAACUGAAAUUGUAUAUCGGGCAAGAAUGUGACAACAUGGGACAACAUUUCUCUCUCAGAAACUAUAGCAAUUGGUCUCCUCAAUUCCCAAAUGUUUGUAGAGUAUUGUUAAAAGUAGAGGUGAUGCAACAUCAUGGUAAACAUGUCCCUGUCCCAACGUUUUUGAAACGUGUUGCUGACAUCAAAUUCAAAAUGAGCAUAUAUUUUUCAAAACACAAAAUUGUUCAGUUUCAAGAUUUGCUAUUGUCUUUGGGCUAUUUUCAGUGAAAUGUAGGGUUUCCAAGAUUUGCAAAUCGUUAUAUUCUGCGUUUUAUUUGCGUUUUGCACAGUGUCUGAAAUUUAUGGAAUUGGGGUUGUACGAUAUAAAGUCCUUAGCAAUGCCCAUUUUAAAAAAGAUAUCAAAAUGGACACAUUCAUGAUUGCUUCACAGAUGUCCCUAAUUUUUUCACUGCACCUUUUCUGAGCAGGUUUGAAUGUAUGCAAAACAUAGAGGGGUGGGGUUUGUUUGUUUUUAAAGUAUGACUUUUCCCCCUUGUAUCUUCCAUAUAUUUCAAUCUCUCUGCUAUGGCUAUGACCAUGCCCACGUCUUCACCUGCAUCUGUGACCUCAACUUUGUCCUUCCUCUCCUUUAUCUCCCUGCAUCUUUUUUUUCUUCAUCUUCUACCCCAUCUGGAGGCAUCACAUUUGGUUUAGGGUAUAUUUUGUCCUUGUAUGCCUCAGGAGCAAAGGCUCGGAUGUGUUUGUCGAGGUACUGUUGCCUAGCUAGCAGAAGUCCAGGUGAGGGAAAUGUGACUGGAUGACCACCUGGAUCAUUUCUUUGGGUACUGUAAGAAAUGGUGUUUUUGUCCAGCGAGCCCUCUGCCUUUCAAAGAGAGAGAGAACUCGUCGCAGAGGCAGAAAGAGCAAGCGGAAGCCUGAGAGACAGAAGAGGAACUACUGCCAUAAGGAUUACUCUUUUGAAGGCAGAGGUAGCCCAGCUGAAUGGAAGCCUCCAAAAGGAGUGGAUAUGGCAGCAGCUCGAUCGUAUACUGGAGUCACUGCAAGAAAUCCAUUUGCAUGGGAGUGAGGGCAGAUCUACAUGCCGAAUCUAGGAGGAAAUGUGCAUUUGUAUUUUGUGGUGAUUUUAUGCAGAUGUAAACACGUGCGCACACAUACCUUGAUGUAAUCACGUUUAUGUAUAAAAUGUGACUUGUUUUAUGUUGACUUUUUAUGUAAAGACAAUUUUUUUUGAUUUUCAGUAAAGAGUAAAUGAAGUCAAUUCUAAAAAACAAAUUAAAAACAGCUUUGAUAAAACAUGGGGGGAGCAAGAUGACGUUGAAGAGUAAACAUUUGCUGUAAGUGAGCUCCGCUGGCAUUUAUCAGUUUGUGUAUAUUUCCCAUGUCUUUGCAGUAAAAAUACAGAGUU
Molecule: messenger RNA, 5591 nt
Organism: Neoarius graeffei (lesser salmon catfish)
Lineage: Eukaryota; Metazoa; Chordata; Actinopteri; Siluriformes; Ariidae
Product: zinc finger protein 850-like
Exons: 4
Coding region: 173-2605 (810 amino acids)
Biological process (GO): regulation of transcription by RNA polymerase II
Cellular component (GO): nucleus
Molecular function (GO): RNA polymerase II cis-regulatory region sequence-specific DNA binding; DNA-binding transcription factor activity, RNA polymerase II-specific
Source: RefSeq, a predicted model, not a curated record